AUGUCCACACCCAAUGUUUCCACCCUAAUGCUUAUGUUCUUCUGGGCCAAUGCCUCCAAUGGUGAAGUGCUAAGCAUGGAUGAUGCUGCAGUAACAGCUGAUUACCUGGCACUUAGAAUCAUAGUUGCCCUGGUCUUUGGACUGGUGGGAGUGAUAGGCCUCCUGGGCAACCUGGCUGUGCUAUGGGUGUUAGGUGGGUGUAAUCGACGGGCCUCACAUCCAACAACCGACACCUUCAUCUUCAGCUUGGCAUUGGCUGACCUCGGGUUGGCACUCACUUUUCCCUUUUGGGCAGCUGAGUAUGCUUUGGAUUUCCAUUGGCCUUUUGGAGGCAUUCUCUGCAAGGUGGUUCUGGCAGGUACUGUACUCAGCAUUUAUGCUAGCGUCUUCCUCACCACUGCUCUCAGCAUUGUUCGAUACUGGAUGGUGGCCGUGGCUGUUGGACCAGGAACUUGCCUCUCAUCCUCCCAAGCCUUUGGGAUCAGCCUGGUGGCGUGGGUGGCUGCAGCUGCAGCAGCAGUCCCCACAGCAAUCUUUGGGGUUAAAGGUGAGGUGGGAGGAGUUCAAUUGUGUCUGCUCCGCUUCCCUAGUAUUAGAUGGCUGGGCGCUUACCACUUACAGAAGGUCAUGUUGGCCUUUGUGAUGCCUCUGAGUGUCAUAGCAGUGAGCUAUCUGAUGCUGCUGGCAUUCCUUCGACGGCAGCAGCUGAGGCAGAGGGACAGGGUGGUGGCCCGCUCUAUCCGGAUUAUUAUUGUGUCCUUUUUCCUCUGCUGGUUCCCUAACCAUGUUGUCAUAUUCUGGGGGGUUCUAGUGAAGUUCGACAUCGUGCCUUGGGACAGCACCUACUAUGCCCUUUACACCUAUGUCUUCCCCUUUACUGUCUGCCUGGCACGCAGUAACAGCUGCCUCAAUCCUGUGAUUUACUGCUUCUUGCGCCAGGAGUCCCGGCAGGCACUGGGCAAGGCCCUGAGGCAGCUGUGGGCACAGUUGCCUGGUGGGGGACAAGCCCAGCCAGAGCAAGUAGCCCUUCAAAAGAGGAGACAGCAGGAGGUGGAGGACACCCAUAAGGGCAGUGGGCUUUCCACCACUCUCACUAACAUGGAUUGA
This is a messenger RNA of Vombatus ursinus (common wombat), 1107 nucleotides long. RefSeq names its product relaxin family peptide/INSL5 receptor 4 (gene RXFP4). Gene Ontology annotation, biological process: immune response; G protein-coupled receptor signaling pathway. Gene Ontology annotation, cellular component: membrane. Bases 1 to 1107 code for a protein of 368 amino acids. The record is from RefSeq and is a predicted model, not a curated record. Lineage: Eukaryota; Metazoa; Chordata; Mammalia; Diprotodontia; Vombatidae. The transcript has a single exon. Gene Ontology annotation, molecular function: G protein-coupled receptor activity.